This is a messenger RNA of Plodia interpunctella (Indianmeal moth), 1019 nucleotides long. RefSeq names its product Ferredoxin 2 (gene Fdx2). NCBI's taxonomy places the organism in Eukaryota, Metazoa, Arthropoda, Insecta, Lepidoptera, Pyralidae. Gene Ontology annotation, biological process: P450-containing electron transport chain. The transcript is spliced from 2 exons. The record is from RefSeq and is a predicted model, not a curated record. Gene Ontology annotation, molecular function: 2 iron, 2 sulfur cluster binding. Bases 123 to 593 code for a protein of 156 amino acids.
GGUCGAUCUGUCAAAUUUUAAACGUGUCAAGCUUGUGUCCACAGCUUGUGUCUCUCCCUACUCUUGACGAAGAUUAGGUACCUAGAAAACAACAGUUACAAUACAGUUACAUACAAAUCAUUAUGUUCCACAGAAGUUUAGUCAGAACUUUGACCAGUAGAAGCAAGUUUAUUAAACUUAACUAUGGAACUAAUUGUCGCAAUUACAAGAAUAUUAGGCCGUUGUCUACCACCAAGUUGGCUCUGAACGCAGAUAAGGUGAAAGUAACUUUCGUCCUGCACGAUGGGAAGCGCUUGGAGACAGAAGCAAAAGUUGGCGACACACUGCUGGACGUAGUCGUUAACAACGAUCUUAACAUUGAGGGUUACGGGGCGUGUGAAGGCACUCUAACGUGUUCGACCUGCCAUGUUAUAUUAGCACAGAAUGAUUAUGAUAGGCUGCCUGAAGAAGCUUGUGAUGAGGAAAGAGAUAUGCUGGACCUCGCAUACGGACUCACCGACACCUCUCGGCUGGGAUGUCAGAUCACAUUGACUAAAGAUCUUGAUGGACUUGAGGUCAAAGUUCCGGAGACCAUCAAUGAUGUCAGGAGUUGACCUUGAUAAUUUUCAAUACUUACUGUCCUUACCAAAUGGUAGGUAAGCAAAGCCAGUUCAAGAAAUAAGCACAGAAUUAUAUAGUUUAUUUAAUUGCGGUUGAUCACAAUUAUAUUGGUUAUGUGUAUGUAUAUUACUGAAAUUGUUGUUUUUGUAAAUAAUAAACUUUUAAAUGAGACAGUACACAAAAGUAGUAAAGGUGGCUCACCCCCAAUGUUUGACACUACCAUAUUUAUGUCGAAUAAUAUUUUUUCUUUAUUUUCAUGUCCAUAAAAGUUUGUUCUAACACAGCAGUUCUCAAACUUUUGUGAAGAUAGCAUCUUUAUGGAAAGCUAAGCAUUUGACGGAGCUCUAAAUUAGAACUUGUUUGUGGACUACUGUAACAGUUGACUGUUAUUAGACUUUCAAUAAAAUUCUUAUUAUAUA